AUGGGUGCCAGACAGACCCUCAUGGAGAUGGCAAAAAGCAGCGAUUCAGAGAACGAGUAUGAGGUCCUUUACCCUGGGGAAAAGGCCACUCAAGCGAUCCUGAAUGAUAGCGAGUUUUACUGCAACUUCAUGCCCAAUACCGAUACGCUGUCCGAGUCCAUCCUGUUUUGUUGUGGGAGCGCUCCCGUCCACAUGGCGCUGCUGAUCGCGGCUUCGCUCGUGCGCAGAUUUACAGAUGCGCGCUUUAACUGGGCCACGAAAACAUUGCAGUCGUUCCUAGAGAUCGUUUGCUGGAGCAGCGUCACGUAUGCGACCUACUUGCUCGAUGGAGACGUGCUCUUUGCAUUAGAAGUCGGUACGUUUGUCGGUGCUGUGAUGUCGGUAUGCGACGAAGUUGUGCUGCGUCUCGUGCGCGGUUUGGCUCGUAUGAUUCGCAAUCAAUCAGGAGGCGGAGAUUUACCGCAGCGGCUUGGCUUUGACGUGCCAAAGAAUGGCAAGGCACCGACGGACGGCCAGGAGAUCACGCUCAUCAAGAAUCUGGUAUUUGGUUACCUUGGUGUCGUGGCGAAACGCUCAUUGUGGGAGAACUUCCACGACGUAAAGUUUUUUGCAUUGCUGACGGCGUGCACGGGAGUGGCUUUCGUGGUUAUGGCCGAGUUCUUCUCUCUCUUGCUGCCGACGCGACGUGUAGGAUUGACUCUGCAGUUGCGGUUCACAAAGGCAGGACAGAACUGGCAGGACCACGGCUUCCGAUCCCUAUUUGAGUUGCUCUGCUGGGCGCUGUCGACGACCUACUUGGUCUACAGUUUGGAGGAAUUUUGGUGGGCCUUUCAGCUAGGAACAUUAGUCGCAGUGGGUGUAAGUCUAAGCUCAGGACUUGACCACCUCGCAGACAUUGACAUGAGUCAUGUCGAGAAGAGCGAGUACGGUUAUUGGGAGGAUCGAGCACUGGACGAUCCAUUCAUGGCGGAGGCUAUGGCCAUGUACGAAAAUGUUGGCGAGUAA
This is a messenger RNA of Peronospora farinosa, 1005 nucleotides long. The record is from the annotation of a GenBank genome assembly. Lineage: Eukaryota; Oomycota; Peronosporomycetes; Peronosporales; Peronosporaceae.